AUGACGACAAACGAGGACGAUGCCGUUGAAAGCUGGAAAAAGCAGCUAACGGCACUGGAGCAAAGCAUUGCUCCGAUUAUCAAAGACGCAUGCAAAUUAGCAGAAGACGACGACGAAGUCGAAACAUUACUAGUGCAACAAGAAGUACUAACAAGCUUGUACGAUCAAGCUUGUGCAGUGAUACUGAAAAUUGAGGGCCAAACGGGGCCCUCCAAGAGACGGGAUGCUCUCCUCCCCGCAUAUAUCAAGUCCAGAGCCAGUUUGGCAAAGAGAAUACGGCAUGCGCAAUCACAGACGAAUGAACCGAGUCAGGAUGAAGGUUCAAGGCAAGUACUGGAUCAAACAAUGAUCACCGGCAAUAGCAAGGCCGAUUAUUUACCCCGAUUGGAGCUCCCGAAGUUCCGUGGGUCAGCCACCGAGUGGCUAUCGUUUAAAGCCCGCUUUGAGAAGCGGAUUGCGACCCUAAACGAGGAUGCAAGCAAAUACGCUUUCCUGGCGAAAUGUUUAGAAUACGAGCCCGCUCGUAACUCCUGCGAAGCACUCGAGAAUUCAGGAGUGCCUUUCACUGAAGCCUGGGCCAAACUGGAAGCAAGAUUCUACAAGAAACGAAUCGCAUAUGAAGGUUACUUUUACACUCUGCUGAAAAUUAAAAGGAUACAUAACGCAUCGCAAAGAGCGAUACUAGGACUGAUCGACGCUGUCGAUACACUAUUGUCCGCCACUCGACAAAUAGCAAAUGAACAACCUGGCGAACCAGAUUGCAUCGCCAAUGGGUUACUAAUAUGCUUAGUGAAAGAACGAUUGGAUGAAUCAACACUUUCUAAGAUUGAAGAAAAGUUGGACCUCCAGCGCAUUUAUGUUUGGAGCGAAUUCAAAAUAGAAUUAGAGCGGCUGGCUAACCAGAUGACUUGCAAAGUGGCUGCCGAAACGGCACACUCUAGUCAUCGACCCCAGCCGAAAGUCGUAGCAGCAAUCGAAGGCAAAGCUGCGACCACCAAAGACAAAAGGGAAGCACAGCGGUGCUACGUUUGUCACAAUGAAGGACACACAGCAUUUACGUGUCCUAAACUCACGAAAAUGAGCAUCCCAGAACGAUGGGAAACUAUCAAAGCAGGGAGGCACUGCUUUAAUUGCCUCAUACCUGGGCACUCAACGAAGGAGUGCAAAUCACAACGGAAAUGCCAAAUAUGCAGCACGAAGCAUCAUACACUACUUCAUCGUGGAGACUCUCCCAAGGGGGACGAGAUCCAACAAUUGCAUCCCGAGAAGGAUGUCAAUCAAGCACAAGCAAGGAGUCAAGUAGAAACAAUCACAGAAAAGGCUGCUCGAAGCCUAGGAAUUCCGCAACACUCGGUAAACGUAACCAUUAAAGGAGUUAGCGGACAAGCACAUGUUAAAAGGGGUAUCAAAACUGUGAUAGCCUCUCACGCAAGCAACUACAAUGAAAGUUUAGAAUUGAUCAUAGUGCCAAAGAUAUUGGACGAUCAACCAAGCACAGCUAUUGAUGAAAAGGGUAUACGGAUACCAGAACAAUUGCACCUUGCCGAUCCCCAGUUUUACAGAUCGAAUGAAAUCGACAUUCUCCUCGGAGCGAGAAUAUUUUUCAAAAUUCUAAUGCCAGGCCGGCUUAGCGUAGCCAACGGUCUUACGUAUCAAGAGUCCAGCUUGGGCUGGAUUGCAUGUGGGACGCUACGUCACAGCAGCCCAUCAACCACUGUAUUGUCUGCUACAAGGUGUAGCAGAAAUGAAUUCGAAUUCCCACAGGACGAAAUGGCCAAACUCAUAGAGAAGUUUUGGCGUCUUGAAGAAGCGUGCUUUCAAGACUGGGAACCAAAGCAACAUGACGAAUGCGAGGCGGAAAGUCACUUCCGCACAACGUUAGAGAUCGCUCCCGACGGGAGAUACAUUACACGAAUGCCCCUACGGGGGGAGCCGUCAUCGUUAGGCGACUCUUAUCAACAAGCAUAUAGAAGAUUCACAUCGCUUGAGCAAAGGCUCAAGCGGAAUGCAGACCUGUACAAAGAGUACAGGGCAUUCAUGAAUGAAUAUGAAACACUGGGACAUAUGGUACCAGUCACCACAGAAGACUUUCACAAAGUAAAGUAUUUCAUCCCUCACUCGUGUGUGGUGAAACCAGAUUCAACAUCCACCAAGGUUAGGGUGGUGUUCGACGCAAGUGCAAAGACGUCAACCGGAGUAUCCCUGAACGAUAUACAAAUCGUGGGACCAACCAUACAAAAGGACUUAUUUGAUCUGCUAAUUGAUUUCAAGACGCACAACGACGUGCUAGUAGCAGAUAUUGCAAAGAUGUACAGACAAAUUCACAUCGCAUACACAGACACUUGGUUACAAUGUAUUUUGUGGCGCGACAGCCCCAAUGAUCAAUUGAAAGCGUAUAGACUGACGACUGUCACAUAUGGUGAAGCGUCUUCAUCAUUCUUGGCCUGUAGGGCACUACACGAAGCAGCUGAAGAUUAUCGGUCGGUAAAUCCGAGAAUUGCCGACACCAUUCAACGAUCGUUCUAUGUUGACAAUCUAAUGAUUGGAGCGUCCAACGCAGAUGAACUGACGGAGACGAAACGAGAAAUAGAGCAUGCAUUGUCACUUCAUGGAUUUCCACUUCGAAAGUGGGCAUCAAACAACGCAAGCGUACUGGAAGGAAUUCCAGAGAAAGACUUGGAACCAUUGAUCCAAGUUGGUGACCAAGAGGUCAUAAAGACAUUGGGGAUAGCCUGGAACCCCAAAACAGACGUGUUCCAGUUCAUCAGUACGAAAAACAUAGGUGAAACAUACGAAGCGCUCACAAAGCGACAGAUGGUCUCGAAGAUUUUGAGACUGUAUGACCCAAUCGGAUUGAUACAACCUGUAAUCAUUACAGCUAAAAUAUUGAUGCAAGAAUUGUGGACUUAUAACGUCAGCUGGGACGAUGAUGUUCCAGAUCAAGCACUAAGCUCAUGGAAGAAGUUCGAAGCUUCAUUAGUGGAGCUCAGCAAGAUAGAAAUACCUCGGAUGUCGACUCCGAGUCAUACGAUCGCACUAGAUUUACACGGAUUCAGUGACGCCUCCGAAAAGGCUUAUGGAUGCGUCAUUUACUUACAUGCAAUCAACUUAAAAGGAGAAGAGAGUACGAAUCUCUUAUGUUCGAAAUCGAGAGUGGCGCCUUUGAAGAAGGUCACUCUGCCCCGUCUGGAACUCUUGGCGGCGGCACUUCUAGCAGAACUAACUGCUAAAAUAAAGAGCAUUCUGGCCGGUCGAAUCUCGUCGGAAUAUUACUACAGUGAUUCACAAGUAGCGCUAAGUUGGAUCAAAUCUUCAAAUACACGUUGGGGAACCUUCAUUAGAAAUAGAGUGCAGAAGAUACACUCCACCACGAAUCCAGAGCAUUGGAAAUAUAUAUCUACGAAAGAAAAUCCGGCUGAUAUGGUUUCGAGAGGAAUUCCAGUCAGAAAAUUACGCGAAGCAAAACUAGAAUUUUGGUUACACGGACCGGAAUGUAUACGAAGAAGACAAUAUUAUCUGCAGAGCGGCUACGAAUACACUGCUGCUGCAGAACAGGAAGAGAUUAAAGAACCAAUAACACGAUUGGUAGCAGCAACAGGAAAGGCAUGCGAAGACUUAAUCGCAAAAUACCCGCACCAUCACACUCAUGACAAAACAGUAAGACACUUUGCAUGGCUGUGUAGAGCCAUAAACAAUAUGAAGAAGGUCAAUAAAGACACAGGCAUCAGAAACGAAAAGAGAUCGGGCCCACUCACCACCACUGAAUUGAAUGAAGGACUAACACUCGUAGUCCGAAUUAUGCAAGCCACUAUUUAUCCAAAUGAAGUAGCGGAAUUACGAAAAACUGGGAAGGUGCCUACGAAAGGACCUUUCCAGCAUCUCAACGCAAUCGUCAGAAAUGGAGUCAUACAUGUCACAGGGAGACUCCACAAUGCAGAAAUGCCCAUCUCACAAAAGAAUCCAAUAUUGAUUCCCAAAUCGCACCCAUUUUCGAGGGUAAUAAUUCAAAAAAUACAUGAGGAUAGAUUUCACGCCGGAACAGAUCUGGUAAUAAACGAAUUUCGACAAAGAUUUUGGAUGAGGGAUCUCCGAAGGACCGUACAAGGAGUCAUUCAACGAUGCAUCUUAUGUGCCAAAGCGCGGCCCAGACGUUUACAGCAACGAAUGGGACAACUGCCCUCGCCCAGGGUAAAUGAAUCAGUAGCGUUCACUCACACGGGAGUGGACUUAUGUGGGCCAUUCGAAGUAUAUCUCAAUCAAAAAUCGAAAUGCAAGACCACAGCAUAUGCUUGCAUCUUCAUAUGUUCUGCGACCAAAGCAGUUCACCUAGAAGUCGUCGAAGAUCAGUCGACGGCAGCGUUCAUAUCAGCACUUCUCCGUUUCACAUCAGUGAGGGGAAUACCCGAGGUUAUUUACUCCGACAAUGGGCGGAACUUUGUCGGGGCCAGCAGAGAACUCAAUCGUUUACGAAGAAUAUAUAACAAUGAAGUUUUUCAAAACAAAUUAGUUGAUAUUGCGGCAACUCACAGAAUAAGAUUUUCAUUCAUUCCACCCCGAAGCCCCAGCUUUGGAGGACUUUGGGAAGCGAACAUAAAGGUAGCCAAGCGGCUCUUUAGUGCAGCGGCCAGAGGAGCACAGCUAAACAUCAUGGAAUUGCAGACACUGUUCUACCAAGUGGCCGCAAUAAUGAAUUCGCGACCACUCACACCUGUUUACACGACGCCAGAUUCACCGACCGCGAUCACACCCGGUCAUUUUUUGAUAGCACGCCCAAUGCUAGCCGUGCCCAUCCCUACGCAGAGUGAGGAUGGAAGCAAUCUCACAACCAGAUGGAAACGAGUACAAUCGCAGCUCGAACAAUUUUGGAGAAGAUGGAGAGACGAGUAUCUCCACCAGUUACGUGAUUAUGCAAAAUGGACCAAGCAACAAGCCAACGUUAAGGUAGGCCAAAUCGUAUUGAUCGGAGACGAUCACCUUCCCGUAGCAAGGUGGCCUAUGGGAAUUGUCACACAAAUACACCCUGGAGAUGAUGGAGUAGUCCGAGUGGCAGUAGUGCGAACCGCUACCGGAAUUUACAAACGCAACGUGCGAACACUUGCUCCUCUACCAGUCGAGGAGCACACCAUUCAACCCAUUAUAGAAGAGUAUGACAACACAGCUGAUAACGAACAGCAAUCUCAAGCCGAAGCAAUCGAACUAGAAGACGAUCCCCCUCCCCAAGCACCCCAAAUGAUUUGGGACGAGUCAUACAGCGCCAUCGAAACGAUGAAAACUCGAAAAGUGUGGAGCACUUCUGUUCCAAAGAUAACACCGGAUAGAUACAGCCAGCAAAAACAACAACAACAACAGAAAGGAAUGAAAAAAGUGGCCGUUUUCCACAGUAAAAUCCCAGUUGAGAUUCGCAAACUGAUCGUGGAUCUGAGAAAUGAAGGCGAAAGCUUGUCCGAAAUCGCAGAUGUUGUGAAUCGACCACGAUCGUCUGUUCAAUAUGUGCUUCAGAACUUCAAGAAAACUAAUUCUUUGGAAACAACUUCUGGAAGAGGAUGCAAGCCAAAGCCCACAGUCCGUCACCAUCGCAUACUUCUGCGGGAAAUCAAACAAAAUCCAAAGUUGAGUGCUCCUAAGUUGGCUGACAGCUUGUCACAAAACGCCAACAUCAAGGUUAACCCUCAAACAAUACGGAAUGUGCUCCAUGACAAAGGGUAUCAAGGAUGCGUUGCACGAAAGAAGCCAUUCAUAUCAGCUAAAAAUAAGAAGAAGCGUCUGGAGUAUGCCCAGAAGUACGUGGUUAGACCAGAGGAGUUCUGGAAGAACCUGAUUUUCACGGAUGAGAGCAUGUUUAACAUUUUUGGUUCUGAUGGACAAUCACCCGAUCUCAAUCCGUUCGAGAAUUUAUGGGACCAUUUGGAGCGGAAGAUCCGUGAACACCAGAUUCAGAACAAGAACCAGCUGAAGGAGGUUCUGAUGCAAGAAUGGCAGAAGAUCUCUCCGUUGGCACUGUCUAUGAAAAGGCGUCUACAGAGUGUGAUUGCUGCGAAAGGAGGCCAUACCAAGUAUUGA
Toxorhynchites rutilus septentrionalis is the source of this 6060-nucleotide messenger RNA. RefSeq lists its product as uncharacterized. The record is from RefSeq and is a predicted model, not a curated record. The transcript has 5 exons. NCBI's taxonomy places the organism in Eukaryota, Metazoa, Arthropoda, Insecta, Diptera, Culicidae. Gene Ontology annotation, molecular function: DNA binding; zinc ion binding. The coding region runs from base 1 to 6060 and encodes 2019 amino acids. Gene Ontology annotation, biological process: DNA transposition; DNA integration.